UGUUGUUUACCGGCGAUUUUCGGAUCCUUAACGCUCUCGAAAUCGCUCGCUGCUUUUGGGGGGUUUUCCGUCACCGCAAAAGCGAAGAAAGAUGCCUCGGUCGAUUCAACGACUUCUGUUCUCAGUGAAGAGGAAAACUGUGAGGAGAAAACUGUUACUGCUGUGGAGGAAGAGAUACUUCUAGCGGAAAAUGGAGACGCGUCCCUUAUUCCCGAAGCCAUGGUUAAGGAGGAAGAGAAGCUGCUUAAAAUUAGGGAAGAUGAAGAGAAAGCAAGUGUUGGGUCUGUGGAGGCUCCUGAUCUCAAUGAUACCCAGUUUACUAGACUGGAUGAGCUCUUGACUCAAACCCAGCUCUACUCUGAGUUUCUCCUUGAGAAAAUGGACGAUAUCACAAAAAAUGGGGUAGACGGUGAGGGCCAGAAAGCCGAGCCUCAGAAGGCUGGUCGUGGACGUAAAAGAAAGGCUGCUUCUCAAAUCAACAACACGAAGGCUAAGAGAGCUGUUGCUGCUAUGAUUUCGAGAUCUAAAGAAAGUGGUGAAACCCCGGACUCAGAUCUGACAGAGGAAGACAGAGUCAUGAAAGAGCAGAGUGAACUAGUCCCACUUCUGACUGGUGGGAAGUUAAAGUCUUAUCAGCUCAAAGGUGUUAAAUGGCUAAUAUCAUUGUGGCAAAAUGGUUUGAAUGGAAUCUUAGCUGAUCAAAUGGGACUUGGAAAGACCAUUCAAACGAUUGGUUUCCUAUCACAUCUGAAAGGAAAUGGGUUGGAUGGUCCAUAUCUCGUAAUUGCUCCACUGUCUACUCUUUCAAAUUGGCUGAAUGAGAUCACUAGGUUCACGCCUUCCAUUAAUGCAAUCAUCUACCAUGGAGACAAGAAACAAAGGGAUGAGCUUAGGAGGAAGCACAUGCCCAAAACUGUUGGGCCUAAGUUUCCUAUAGUUAUCACUUCUUAUGAGGUUGCUAUGAAUGAUGCUAAAAAAAAUCUGCGCCAAUAUCCAUGGAAGUAUGUUGUGAUUGAUGAGGGCCACAGGUUGAAAAACCACAAGUGUAAAUUGCUGAGGGAACUUAGAUACUUGAAGAUGGAGAACAAACUUCUGCUGACAGGGACACCUCUGCAAAAUAAUUUGUCUGAGCUUUGGUCACUGUUGAAUUUUAUUCUGCCCGACAUCUUUGCAUCACAUGAUGAAUUUGAGUCAUGGUUUGAUUUUUCUGGAAAAAACAAAAAUGAAGCAACUAAGGAAGAUGGAGAAGAGAAAAGAAGAGCGCAAGUUGUCGCUAAACUUCAUGGCAUACUGCGACCAUUCAUUCUCCGAAGAAUGAAAUGUGAUGUGGAGCUCUUGCUCCCACGGAAAAAGGAGAUUAUUAUUUAUGCUACAAUGACUGAUCAUCAGAAAAAGUUCCAGGAACAUCUUGUGAAUCGCACGUUGGAGGCACACCUUGGAGAGAAUGCUAUACGUGAUAAAUAUGUCGCUUUCUGUAUUGCUUUGCUCAUUCCUUAUACUUUUUAUCAAGGCUGGAAGGGAAAGCUUAACAAUCUGUUUGUUCAACUUCGGAAGAACUGCAACCACCCUGACCUUCUUGUGGGGCAACUAGAUGGUUCAUACCUCUAUCCUCCUAUUGAAGAUAUUGUUGGACAAUGCGGUAAAUUCCGCUUGUUGGAGAGGUUGCUUGUUCGGUUAUUUGCCAAGAAUCACAGAGUUCUAAUCUUCUCCCAAUGGACAAAGCUUCUGGACAUUAUGGAUUAUUACUUUAGCGAGAAGGGGUUUGAGGUUUGCAGAAUCGAUGGCAAUGUGAAGCUGGAUGAAAGGAGAAGACAGAUCCAAGAAUUCAAUGAUGAGAAGAGCAGCUGUAGAAUAUUUCUUCUUAGUACCAGAGCUGGUGGACUCGGAAUCAAUCUUACUGCUGCUGAUACAUGCAUCCUCUACGACAGCGAUUGGAACCCUCAAAUGGACUUGCAAGCCAUGGACAGAUGCCACAGAAUUGGUCAGACAAAACCUGUUCAUGUUUACAGGCUUGCAACGGCUCAGUCAAUAGAGGGCCGGGUUCUGAAACGAGCGUACAGUAAGCUAAAGCUGGAACAUGUGGUAAUUGGCAGAGGGCAGUUUCAUCAGGAACGUGCCAAGUCUUCAACACCACUGGAGGAAGAUGACAUACUGGCGUUGCUUAAGGACGAUGAAACCGCUGAAGAUAAAAUGAUACAAACUGAUAUAAGCGAGGAGGAUCUUGACCGGCUGCUUGACCGGAGUGACCUGAUGGUUACUUCACCCGGCGAGACGGAACCACAAGCUGGUGAAGCUUUUCCGGUGAAGGGUCCGGGUUGGGAAGUGGUCCUGCCUAGUUCAGCUGGAGGGAUGCUGUCUUCCCUCAACAGUUAA
Molecule: messenger RNA, 2373 nt
Organism: Thlaspi arvense
Lineage: Eukaryota; Viridiplantae; Streptophyta; Magnoliopsida; Brassicales; Brassicaceae
Source: the annotation of a GenBank genome assembly